CUUUUAAUUUCUCCGUCUAAUGCCAACUCUUCACCUCACCUUAACAAUAUAUAUUCGUGUAGUCGGUUCGCCCUCUGCUCGCAUGUCUUAACAAUUGUCUUUUCUUUUUACACACAAUUUUUUUAUAGUUUAAUUUAUUAUUUUGUUGCACAUUUGUUAGAAAUUACAAGAUGAAGUAUUGCCAAAUAUGUUUUUGCCUCUUGCUGAGCGUGUUUAAUGUUAAUUCCAUUAUGUUCUACUUGCCACCGAAUGCACAAAAAUGUCUGAGAGAAAAUUUGAAAAAAGAUGAUCUCGUCAUUGGCUCGUACGAGGUGACUAUGGCACCAAAACAGCACGUCGACUAUAUUGUAACAGAUUCGAAAGGUCAUACUCUUUCCCAAGGCAGUGACAUAGGGAAAGGAAAGUUUACCAUUGUAGUUGAAACAGAAGAAACAUACGAAAUUUGUUUCAAAUCAAGAGUUGAGAUCAAUCAAAGAGGUGUGCAACAGGAAGUCUCGUUUACAUCAAAGCUUGAAGUUAAAUCUUAUGAAAAUCUUGGAGAGGCUCUAAAGUUAAAGCCCAUGGAAGUCGAACUGAAAGCAUUAGAACAGCUUUCCCAUUCAAUUGUGAAGGAUUUUGAAAGCAUGAGGGAGAGUGAAAUCAAAAUGAGCAAUACAAAUGAAUCAACAAACAACAGAGUCAUUUACUUUAGUUUCUUUGGUGUAUUUUGUCUUUUCUGCCUUUCGACUUGGCAAGUGUACUAUUUCAGGAAAUAUUUUAAGUCUAAGAAGCUUAUUGAAUGAUUUGUCAUUUAAUUUAAAAUAUCGAUGAUAAACAAUUGCAUAAUACAUUUUUGUACAUA
Messenger RNA from Cimex lectularius (bed bug), 841 nucleotides. It is a transcript of the gene bai, whose product is annotated as transmembrane emp24 domain-containing protein bai. The record is from RefSeq and is a predicted model, not a curated record. Gene Ontology annotation, biological process: endoplasmic reticulum to Golgi vesicle-mediated transport; Golgi organization; intracellular protein transport. The transcript is spliced from 5 exons. Lineage: Eukaryota; Metazoa; Arthropoda; Insecta; Hemiptera; Cimicidae. Gene Ontology annotation, cellular component: endoplasmic reticulum; endoplasmic reticulum-Golgi intermediate compartment; COPII-coated ER to Golgi transport vesicle. The coding region runs from base 171 to 782 and encodes 203 amino acids.